UCUACCCCCCCACACACACAUACACACACACACCAGUGCCAUUCAAUGCUUUGAGUUAACUAACAAAGUUUAUUUAAGUGUUGUAUGUUAUUGGGGCGCGUAAGUGGGGGAAUUAGUGACUUUUUGAUUUUGAACAACUGCAGUGUCACGAGCCAGGACUUCAUGUCAGAACAAUACUGUUUCUACCUUCAAGAGAAGAUGACACUGACACCAUUCAUGUCAACAUUUGAUCAGUAAAUUUAUGAAACACUUUAAAAAAAAAAAAUAAUUUAACUUUGAUUUAAUCCUAAUUUGAACGUGUGACACUUGGUGGGAUUUAAGCUACACAUUUUAUUAAAAACAAAUAAACCAAAACAUAAACGAAUUGUCUUAUUUAUUAGAUACUCUUAAUCUUAUUUUAUUUUGCAUUUAUUAGGAAACUUUUUUCUCCUGUUUUAAGCUUAAAAUUAAAGUUUGUCAGACAACAUAUAGUUUAAUUUUCCUGCAAUACCCAGCAAGCUCUUGCAUCACCUUUUCCCCCCCUCCCUGUAUAAUACUGGAAAAGUGUUGCCAUAUAUAUAUAUAUAUAUAUUUAUAUAAAUAUAUAUAUUCCCAGAGAAAUAUCUCCAUACGCGUAGAAAUAGUAAAUAUGUACUUUGUAUUGGCUCAUGUGGGCAGCCUGAGUGUGCGUGAUGCGUGUGUGUGUCUCGGGGCAGAGCAGACCCCGCCCAUUUAUGCUAAUUAAGGUCUCCCAUUGGUGUGUCAGGGGAGCAGGCCGGCUCUGAUUGGCCAGGUCGAAGCCAUUUAUUCGCUGACAGCCCCGUCACAUGAAUGGUUGUCUAUUAACUUGUUCAAAAACUAUCUGGAGUUGUCAAGGCUCAGGCGGACAGAGGCGAAAAAGUGCAGUUUGUUGAUGCUUUUUCGGAGAAGCCACGGGAGAAGUUUUGUGGACACAACAUAGCAGGGACCUAUUGGGAGAAGGCUCUCUGUCACACACGCAUACACACACACACUCACCCAGACACACACUCUACUGAGAGAGGGAGAGAGAGAGAAAGAGAGAGAGAGAGGGAGUGAGAGUGUGUGGAGACGCGGCUUGGUGCUUGUUGUUUUUGUCCAGAGAAAAAAGUUGCAGAGAAAAUCGACAGGUAACUUUCAGCAGCAGCAGCAGCAGCAGCAGCAGCAGCAGCAGCAGCCCUGCGCUCCUCACUGUCCUGCCUCUGGCUUGUGGAGUUUUGUCUCUGUGUUCUUUUCCUCUGAUCGGGAGCUCCAACUAAAAAGCUGUUCCUGAUGUAUAACAUGAUGGAGACUGAACUUAAGCCCCCUGCUCCCCAGACCAACACGGGGGGCACGGGCAACACCAACACGUCCGGCACCGGCCCCAACCAGAAAAACAGUCCGGAGCGGGUCAAGAGACCCAUGAACGCGUUCAUGGUGUGGUCCCGGGGCCAAAGGAGGAAGAUGGCGCAAGAAAAUCCCAAAAUGCACAACUCGGAGAUAAGCAAGAGACUGGGCGCCGAGUGGAAACUUCUGUCGGAGAGCGAGAAGAGACCUUUCAUCGACGAAGCCAAGAGGCUGCGGGCCCUGCACAUGAAGGAGCAUCCGGAUUACAAAUACCGGCCCCGGCGGAAAACCAAGACCCUCAUGAAGAAGGACAAAUACACCUUACCCGGCGGGCUCCUGGCUCCGGGAGGGAACGGGAUGGGAACCGGGGUCGGUGUAGGGGUGGGGGCCGGGCUGGGCGGUGGGGUGAACCAGCGGAUGGACAGCUAUGCGGCACACAUGAACGGCUGGACCAACGGGGGUUACGGCAUGAUGCAGGACCAGCUGAGCUACCAGCACCCGGGACUGAACGCGCACAACCCGAGCCAGAUGCAGUCCAUGCACCGCUACGACAUGAGCGCCCUGCAGUACAACACCAUGACCAGCUCCCAGAGCUACAUGAACGGCUCCCCGACAUACUCCAUGUCCUAUUCCCAGCAAACCACGCCGGGGAUGACCGCCCUGGGCUCCAUGGGGCCCUCCUCGGUGGUGAAGUCCGAGUCCAGCAGCUCCAGCCCGCCCGUCGUCACCUCGUCCUCCCACCGCGCCGCCCCGGGCUGCCAAAGCGGAGAUCUGAGGGACAUGAUCAGCAUGUACCUGCCCGGGGCGGAGGUGAGCGAGCAGACCGCCCAGACCAGGCUACACAUGUCCGGGCACUACCAGAGCACCGUGCCCGGGACGACGAUCAACGGCACGCUGCCGUUAACACACAUGUAAGAGACACAAAGCAAAGAGAAAGAGAAAAAAAAUGAACUUUUAUAAGAGAAACUGUGGACUACUUAACGUUGGACUAUUUUUGUACAGAAAAAAAUUCGGGGUGGGAAAAGUUGUAUAGAAGUCUCCAGGAAAAAGGACACACGACUCUUUUUUUUUUCUUUCAUUUUAUUUUAAGGAAGCUCUAGAGGAACGAUAGGAGAUCCCCCUCUUCACUGGUGGAUGAAGUUUGGAAGACUAGAAAGUGGGAGUCGCAAUCAAAUGUUUUAUUAUUGCAAUCACCUUUUGUACAGUAUUUAUCAAAGAAACAUUACAAUCAGAUGAAAUUGUUUGUUAAACUGCAAGAGGUUGCAUUUUUCCUUUCUUUUUUUUUCUUUUUUUUUUUAUAUAAAGCUACGCCAGUUCUGCAGAAAAUAUUAAAAGUGAAAAUGGCAGAACUGGAAACUAUGGGAGCGAUCAGUUAUGCUCCUUUAUUACUGCAAACUUUGGAAAGAAAAGGGACAUAAAACGAAGCAGGUAAUACUGUUUUUUUUUUUUUCAUUUAAGGUCAAUAUUACUAAAACAUUUUAAUUUCGUGGAAAAAAAAAGAUAAGACUUCUUUUCUCUCAUUCAGCUUAAAAUAUAGGUUGUUAAUUUAUAUUUCCGUCUCCCACUUUUCAUCUGUUAGAGGUAUGACGCUUGUGCUCUUUAUUUUCUAAUUGAUUUGUACAAUUUCUGUAUAUUUACUGUGAUAUUUUAAGUUUUUAUUUCAAAAUUCAUUCCCGUAGUUGUAUUUUAAAAAUUGUGGCCUGUACGCAGAAGCCAACCACUCCAUGUAUAUAUAUACCGGAACUAAUACCAUCCUUAUAACAGUUACAAUUUCAGCUGAGUAUAUUUUUUUUCAAUAUGCAGUUUGAAAUGAAUAAAUUUUGGA
Molecule: messenger RNA, 3148 nt
Organism: Thunnus maccoyii (southern bluefin tuna)
Lineage: Eukaryota; Metazoa; Chordata; Actinopteri; Scombriformes; Scombridae
Gene: sox2
Product: SRY-box transcription factor 2
Exons: 1
Coding region: 1270-2238 (322 amino acids)
Biological process (GO): cell differentiation; regulation of DNA-templated transcription; anatomical structure morphogenesis
Molecular function (GO): RNA polymerase II cis-regulatory region sequence-specific DNA binding; DNA-binding transcription factor activity, RNA polymerase II-specific
Source: RefSeq, a predicted model, not a curated record